AGAUUUUGUACAUCUUCACCAACUCGUGACGAUGAUAACCAACCGAGAAGAUACAAUGAUGACAAUGAUAAAGAGCGAGAAAAAACUCGUAGUCGUUUCUUACCCAUCAAUUUCACUGAAAAGGAUUUUGCAAUGAGACCACUUCUGAGUGAACGAGUGAAAACAAAUAGCUCUUUCCUGAAUGAUGGGGACUCAAUGGGUUUGGACCAACAGAUAAGCUUUGAUAAAGUUGGCGGUUUGGACGGUCAUAUUGAGUCUUUGAAAGAGAUUAUUAUACUGCCGUUGCUAUAUCCAGAGCUUUUUUCUCGUUUUGGUAUCAAAGCAUCUAAAGGUGUUUUGUUCCACGGGCCUCCAGGUACUGGCAAAACGCUAGUUGCGCGUGCUUUGGCUAACGCCGGUUCUGUGAAUGGAAGGAAAAUCGCCUUUUUUAUGCGCAAAGGAGCUGAUAUUUUAAGUAAAUGGGUUGGGGAGUCUGAAGAUCAACUACGGCAACUUUUUGAACAAGCUUAUCAAAUGCGUCCAGCUAUUAUAUUCUUUGAUGAAAUAGACGGGCUAGCUCCAGCUAGAAGUGGAAAGCAGGAUCACAUUCAUACGUCAAUAGUUUCAACCCUCUUAGCUUUGAUGGAUGGGCUCAAAAAUCGUGGCGAUGUUAUUGUAAUUGGUGCUACAAAUAGAAUUGAUGCGAUUGAUCCGGCUUUGAGACGCCCUGGUCGUUUUGAUCGAGAGUUAAAGUUCAGUUUACCCGACAGGAAUGCACGUUACGCUAUUUUAAAAAUUCACACCGCUAGUUGGAAAUCGAAUAUUUUGGAUGAAAAUUUAAAGUGGAUCGCGGACAAUACCCCGGGGUAUUGUGGGGCAGAUCUUGAGUUCCUUUGUACCGAGGCUUUCCUUUCUGCACUACGUACUCAGUUCCCGCAAAUCUAUGUUAGCGAGAAAAAGUUGGAGAUUAAUGCUGAAGCGGUUGCAGUGGAUAGGCAUCAUUUUGAAAGCGCUAUGCGGCGAGUAGUACCGGCUUGCAGAAGAGAUUUUACUGUCCCCACUCGAAAUUUGAAUGACCGAGUCGGUUUGCUGUUGAAACCGACUGUCGAGGAAAUUAUGAAAGAUUGUAUCCCUCACGGUUAUCGUUGUUCAUCUAGUGAGAACCAGCAAGCUAUUGAGAUGGAGCAAGUAGUACGUCGCUUCAGUGUUGCACAUGCAGUCCCUCCAUGUCGUCUUCUUGUUUCUGGAAAGUGUGAAAGCAUGGGACAGACGUCAUAUGUAUUGCCGGUGCUGCUGAAUAAUCUUGGGCAUUUGUCUAUCUUCUCAUUAUCAGUGGCGAAACUUUUUCGGGGAGGAUGCAUGGAAGAGACUUUUACCGAAGCAAUUCAACAAGCAAUUAGUUCGUCUAGUAGGGGUACUCCUGCUCUACUGGUAAUUCCCUCAAUUGAUGUUUGGUACCGAACUGUACCUCUCUCCUUAUGGCAGUUGGUUUGUUUUUUGUCGUCUUUAAUCUCCACUUUGAUUUUAUUCUUAUUUGAAGUUUUGUGGUUUUACUGUAGUACUUUUCAGGUUCAAGAGCUUUUCCGUCCACGCCAAAUACGAGAAGUUGAGCCGCCAAAAGAAGAACUAAAAUUACAAUAUUUUAAUCAAGUAAUUGUUGAACCAUCCCUGAAAGAACCGCAAGUUUUUGAUGGUAGGUUCUUUCCUCUUUCGGUCUUCUUCAGCGGCUUCUUUUUCCUCAUCUUCAUUUCUUUUCGCAGCUGCCAUUUAUCCCGAAAUACCCAUUGCUGCCGAAACGAAUGUCUUGUUCUAUUAUUUUUAAAACAGAGUUUUCCAGCUGAAUGGCCACAUUUAUCGAAUUUCUUUACAGUACGUUUUAUUCGGGAUAGAAGGUUCAGCUAUUUCGAAGUUGCUGUAGAUUCUGAAGAAGUGCCUGACUAUUAUGAUGUGAUUAAGCAGCCUAUGGAUUUGUCAACUAUGCUUGACAAAGCUAACUUAUACAAAAGCCCUGAAGAUUUUUUGGCAGAUUUCGCACUUAUUCGUGAUAAUGCGCUGGAGUAUAAUUCUUAUACUGAUUCUGAGGGCCGCAUUAUUCGGCAGAUGGCUAAAGCCUUGUAUCAUAAGGGCGAACGUGCCUAUCAUGAGAUCGACAGUUCUUUCUUGCGGAAACUUCAGGUAUACUAUCUUUUGCUCCGUUAUUUAUGCUUUCUUAUUGUUGUCGUUAAAAUUGGUUUAACUUUUUCGUUACACUGUAACUUUGUAGGAAACAGAGAAAGUUCUUCUCUUAUUGGCUACAUGUUUUGUUGUCGCAUUAAUCUUUUGAUUAGUUAUUCUAAAAAGGGUAUUUUUUUCAGCUGCAAUGAAGCAAUCGAUUUGGCCACGGAAGAAGCGAGUGGUGAGGACGCCGAAAACGUUUCGGAUGAUGUGCAAAGGAAGGAUAAGGCGGAGCAAGACGUUAGUCCUGUUAAUAUUACUUCUUGCUCAUAUUGGGAAUUGGAGCUUUUGGCUAGUGAGUUGUCGGCAGCAGUAGACCGAUUUUCAGACAAGUGGAAUAGGGAAGAGUUGCCUAACGUUUUGACUGCAAUUAUCAACAUUUGGGAUUUUGACGCGGAGUCUUCGAGCCGAGAGGAUGAAGAUUAG
This is a messenger RNA of Enterobius vermicularis (human pinworm), 2619 nucleotides long. Lineage: Eukaryota; Metazoa; Nematoda; Chromadorea; Rhabditida; Oxyuridae. The record is from the annotation of a GenBank genome assembly.